Messenger RNA from Oikopleura dioica, 249 nucleotides. NCBI's taxonomy places the organism in Eukaryota, Metazoa, Chordata, Appendicularia, Copelata, Oikopleuridae. The record is from the annotation of a GenBank genome assembly.
AUGGAAGAAGACUACAAAGUUUCAGGAGCAGUCAUUUUCUCCUUGAUAAUGAUAUCGUUGGUACUCAUGUGCAUCAUAAGCGCAUGUGUGGCCAAACUUCAGAGAACAAGAUCGAAGAAAUAUGCACCAGAGCAUUCUUACGGAACUUAUCCUAAAGGAGAGAAGCCGUAUUUGAAAGACCUUCAAUUUAUCAAUGAGAAAUACGCAAAGAAAGCAUGGUAUCAAUCCUUGAGUCUUACGCUCUCAUGA